UUCCUUAUCCCAUCAUCAUAAUUUCAACUCAACAUGUCUAGAAUGGCUUGAUUCUGAUUUCACUCCUUCAGAGGCUCUUGAUUUUGUUUUCAGCUAUCUAAAACCGACUGUUGACUUGGUUGCCUGCCGGCGUCCCAAGGUUGAAGUUUCGUUCAUGAACGGGUUGGCAUUGCGAAGAGCAUAGAACAAUGCCUUCGGUGCCAAUUGAUUUCUUGCUAUGCCCUUGGAUACCUUCUUUGACCAUUUUCCAUGGUGGAUCCUCUUACCGUCUGAAACAUCUUGAAAAAGAUGGUCGGCGUGUUAAUCUUAGUCAUCAGUUGGAAACUCUUGUCAUUCCUUUCAAUUUCUAUCAAGGUUCUUUUUAAGAGAUAUCUGUUUCGUUCUCAUCUCAUCUCGACGCUUGUUGGUAUAAGAAAGACUUCGUGAUCUUCCUGAAAUCGUGUUAGCUUCAAAAGUUGUGGAAAUUUGCUUGUGUUAAUUCCUGUUCUAAGAGCCUUGUUGCAUUGGAAGUCGUCGCUAAGGUACUUUUGUAUAAGUGUACACUAAGAAAUCUUCUAAAAUUUGUGCAUCAUUCAAAUUCACAAUACUCCUUUUUAAAACAAGUCUGUGCAAUCAUAUUUGUCUAUUUGAACUUGAGCACGGUUCAAACUAUUGGGGGAAGACAGCCACAGCCGCAACCCUUAGUCUAAUUGCUGGGACCUUUUUUUCUAUCUUCUUUCUUAAGAUUUUGGUGCUGAUUUGUCAUACAUGUUACUCUUUUGCAUAUGUUGUUCUCCAUAGAAUCAUUGGUCACAUGUAUUUUGAUGAUAGAGGAAGAUAGGAAUAUAGGAUUCUUCUGCUAAACUCAACCUAUAAUUUUCAAACAUGAAUAUUGCUUUCCACAUUUUUACGUUACCGAAUAGCUGGUCACCGUUCAUUACAACUGAUAUUUCCACCAAGAUGCUGGUUAUGCCUUUUCGUACAUGCUCUUCUGUUUGUAUCAUUAGUCAUGGAGAGAUUGAUCUUUGGAGUUCAAAUCUUAUAAUGCCAUGAUGCUGGUAGUUGUCUUUUCUAUGUCACCAUAUUUUUACUCUUUGUCCACCGUCUUUGUACACAAAUAGCAUUUUAUUUACUAAUUUCUUCACCUUAGGUUCUCUGAUGGCUUCUUCAUAUCUUGUUAACAAUUUUUUUUUAAUGUACAUUUAUAGAAGUUUUAUUUAAUUAUCUAUUUAUCUAUCUUGAAAAUAUUUCUUUACUUUUGUCUUUUAGUACCUGAUUAAAUCGUUUGAUAUGUACUCUCCCGCCAAUACCGAGCAUGACAUAAGUAAUCUAGAAAGUACUUUUAGCAAAUCAUUUCACAUUGAGGAUGCUGAGAAAUCAGACCACUCGUCUGUGGGGGAUGAUUAUUGUAAUACGGGGGAGGGAGGUCUUAUGCAGCAGGAAACGGAUAUGGAUAAGACUUGCUUGACGAGGUCUGCAAACACGAGUUAUUCUGAUCAGACGUUACCACCAAGCUCUUCUGACGAGGAAUUGGUCAUGAAUGACGUGAUUCAAGCCGAUAUAGCAAAGACCGAUUUGAAGCCUGUUUCUGUGAUGAAAGGCAGCCGUGAGAAACAAGGAGGACCACGGACAAAACUGACCGUAAAAUGGGCCCCUGAUGUGUAUGAUCCGCUACCAAGAUCAGCUUUGCUCUCUGUUAGAAGCAAGAGACAGCAUAAAUCCAGGGGCAAGAAGAGAGAGAAGAAGAAUGGAAAGGGUCAGAAGAGCACUUAUUCUUCUCGUGAUGAAUUGAUUGGAACAUCUACCGAACUGGAUGCUUUAGAUUCCCACCAGGAUCCUUUCUGUGGAACUAGAUUCUUCAGAAAAUCAGUUACGCUAGAGCAUUUCUAGGUAGCAGAGGCCUAAUGAGCGUGUUAUUAAUGGUUUUUCCUUUUUAGCUCCUUUCGUCUGUCCCUUUACUACUGGAUUGCAUGACUCAAUGUGGCUCUGGCUACUGAACACAGAACUUCUCAAGGCUCGAGCAGCCAAAACAUAUUUUUGUUGUGUCAAGCAUAUUUGUUUGUAUGACCCGCUUUGUUGAACACGGCACCAUGACAGGAUUUAAGCGUCUUGCGUUAAUGCGCAUUCUCUUU
Messenger RNA from Neltuma alba, 2111 nucleotides. RefSeq lists its product as uncharacterized. The record is from RefSeq and is a predicted model, not a curated record. The transcript has 3 exons. Lineage: Eukaryota; Viridiplantae; Streptophyta; Magnoliopsida; Fabales; Fabaceae. Bases 1270 to 1869 code for a protein of 199 amino acids.